AUGCGGAGUCGACGCUCUUCGAGAGAUUCGAGACCCUCCAUCACUGCAGACGACGGUGAAGACAGCGAGGCCUCGCCGGUGGAAGGGAACGAGGAAUGUCAAUUUUCCUCUGCUUUAAAUAUCCAGGACCGAGGCGAAGAGAUAAAGACAGCACAUAAUUCCCCUACAAAACCUCUCUGGAUUCCACCGCGGGACCGAGAUCGAGAGCCUUUAGACGCGACACCAACACUGACAAAGGAAGGGAUGGAGGACACACGGGGCUACAAGUCUUCACGAGUACGGUCGGCAUGGUUAUGUUCGUUAUCAACACUAACUGUUAUCCUUUUCUCGGCGUUCCUCCUCUGGGUCAGCAUAACAUCCUUUACAGACCUUCAAUGCGACUCUAAAGGUUGUCGGAUGCCACGCAUGUCCCCUGUUUACAUCCGGGAGAAGGAUUUCGACACGGAACAUACUAGAUUUGCCAGCAAAUAUAGUCUCUAUCUAUACCGGGAGCAUAAUGUGGAUAUCGAUUAUCCGGAUCUUUGGCCUAUCUUGGAUGCAAGAAGCGAGUUUGCAAAGAAAAAUGGGCGACCUGAUACAUUUGAUCCGUUCACAAUUGAUUGCUCGCGGUCCCAAGUUGUUCCAAGUCAUUUGCUGAGGUGCUUGCAGCCCAAGGGCGUGCCAGUGCUUUUUAUUCCGGGAAACGCUGGUAGCUACAAGCAAGUACGCCCGAUAGCUGCCGAGGCUGCGCGCACUUUCAAAGAAGCAGCAGCUAAAGACGAAAACCUAAUGAAACUUGGACAACGUGGUCUCGAUUUCUUCACGGUUGAUUUUAAUGAAGAUAUAACCGCAUUCCAUGGUCAAACAAUGCUCGACCAGGCCGAAUAUUUGAAUGAGGCUGUUGCGUACAUUCUUUCUCUCUAUCACGACUCCCGAAAGGCCACAAUGGAUUCGGAUCUUCCGGAUCCAAGUUCUGUGAUAAUUUUUGGCCAUUCGAUGGGGGGGAUAGUCGCCCGUACCAUGUUGAUCAUGCCAAAUUACCAAUCAAACUCCAUCAAUACUAUUAUCACCAUGUCAGCACCUCAUGCUCGGCCGCCAGUAUCUUUCGAUAAACAGAUAGUGCAGACGUACGAUGAUAUAAACAACUAUUGGCGGAGAUCUUUCUCGGAAAAAUGGGCAAACAAUAAUCCAUUAUGGCAUGUUACUCUGGUUUCUAUUGCUGGUGGGGGUUUGGACAAUGUUGUGCCUUCAGAUUACGCCAGUAUUUCAUCAUUAGUUCCGGACACACAUGGAUUUACGGUUUUUACAUCUUCAAUGCCAAAUGUUUGGGUUGGGGUAGAUCAUUUGGCAAUUCUCUGGUGCGAUCAGCUCAUGAAAGUUGUUGCCCGGUCUAUGCUAGAUAUCAUCGAUGUGAAAAGGCCUGGACAGACGAAGCCUCGAGCAGAAAGGAUGCAUUUAUUCAAGAAAUGGUAUCUUACGGGCAUGGAACCUGUUGCCGAGAAAACACUACCGCACAAAGAGCCUACUACACUAUUGACUCUUGAAGAUAACUCGCACUCGAUCAUUACUCUUGGGCAAAAGCUUGUUUUGAGGCAACUUGGUGAAUCGCAAAAGCCUCGUGCAUACUUGAUGCCUGUGCCACCAUCUCGUAGAGUCGGAACCACGAAAUUUACACUAUUGACAGACCAAAAAUUGGAUGGUGUUCGGGAUUCAAAGCUGGAGGUUUUGUUUUGCAGUGUGUUCCCUCUUCAAGCUGGGCAAACGGCAGCAAUAUUCUCUAUGAAUAUGGAUCUGUCUGGAGACAGUUCUGGAUCGACCCGCCUUGCAUGCAAAAAUGCCGCUGAUGAUGUCAUUCAAAUGCCUGCAUCGUACCGAAACUCAAAACACUCAUUUGAUUCAGCCCAGCCAUUUUCAUCUUUGCAAUAUGAUUUUGAGGACCUCGCUGAGCACCAGUUUGUGGCUGUUGUUGACAAGGCUAGUAGAGUAUCACAAGGUUGGGUAAUUGCAGAGUUCAUCGAGAAGAAGGAUGCCAGUGUUCAAUCAAACGUCGGUCUACGUGGGUUGUUAUUGGAUGGGGUUCGAACAACUUUGCCAGCCGAACGUCCAAUUGUGACUGAACUUCAUAUACCUGUAAUGCACAGCAGCCUUCUGACGUAUAAGCUAAAUGUGGGUAUCCAAUCUUGCGGGGAAGACGGCCAGCUUUUUACCCCUCUGGUCCGUCAAUACCUCAUGGAUCCGCAUGAAUCAAAGUAUUUCGUCAAUGUGCACACGGCCGACAUAAGCCUUCACGGGACAGCACCAUUUAUACCUCCGGCUCUCCGCCCAAAUAAUAAGAAGGGAUUGUCAUUGCAAUUUUGGACAGACCCAACCUGCAAUUCAACUAUAGAUGUGUCAGUUGAGUUUGAUUUCGUCGGAAGCCUGGGAAAACUUGUCAUGCGGUACAGAACUGUCUUUGCUGCAUUCCCUAUGCUUGUGGUAGCUCUUGUCCUUAGAAUACAAUUUACCGAAUAUAAUAACGGCGGCCGUUUCAUAAGCUUCACCAGAGGCAUAGAAUUAUUGAUAAAUAAAACACUACCAUUCGUUAUGAUUUCGUUGUCCCUCCUAGCAGUUUCUCUCGGCUUCGCCAAGGCCGAGCAGGAAAAGCGAAUAUCAUCUCCGUUUUCAUGGCCAAAGUCUGCGGCCGAGCAGUCCUCUCCCACCAUGGAGUUCGAUAAAAACGAUCUUCUGGUUGGGCUUGCAGAUCCAUUCUUUUGGUUCUUGGCACCAUUAUUUGCUUUAUUAGCUGUUGGCGUGGUUGCUGUUCUAAACUAUGGACUGAUGAUCUUGUUGCAUGUUUUAACAUUCAUAUAUUCAAUAUUCAUUCGAUGGCCCAACUGGGUUAGUAAUGAACGAAGACGCUCAAUAGGUCCGACGUUUUCGUCAAGUAGCCCACGAAGACGGAUCAUGACAACCCUUAUGCUUUUGUUUUUUGUAGCGACCCUUAUUCCUUACCAGUUCGCCUACAUGGUUGCUUGCAUUGUCCAAAUCGCAACUUGCGUCCGUGCAUUGAAAGUUGCAAAAGAAAGCGGAUACUCUGAACGCUCUGGGUCAUCGUCAGAUUUCUCCAACUACACUCAUUCGAUCCUUGUUAUGAUGCUUUGGAUAUUACCUAUAAACCUACCCGUACUUGUUGUAUGGAUACAUAACCUAGCAGUUCAUUGGCUCACACCAUUUUCAUCCCACCACAAUUUGCUCUCCAUUAUGCCGUUUAUACUGCUUGUGGAAACCCUUACGACCGGAAAUAUGAUCCCAAGAAUUCCUAACCGUAUACGAUUAAUCACAAACAUACUAUUCCUCGGAUUAGCAUCUUAUUCCGCCUUGUACGGCGUAACUUACGCAUACCGACUUCACCAUCUCGUCGAUUUCGUCGUCGGAUGGCUUGUUAUUGUUCAUUCCAGCACCGCCCCACCAACAGUUGCGGGCAUAAUAGAAUUAUUUAAUGACGAUGGAGAUGACGACUCUUCCUCCAAGAAGCGUCAACUGUGA
Messenger RNA from Morchella sextelata, 3504 nucleotides. RefSeq lists its product as uncharacterized. Gene Ontology annotation, molecular function: phosphatidylinositol deacylase activity. Gene Ontology annotation, cellular component: endoplasmic reticulum. The transcript has 7 exons. NCBI's taxonomy places the organism in Eukaryota, Fungi, Ascomycota, Pezizomycetes, Pezizales, Morchellaceae. The record is from RefSeq and is a predicted model, not a curated record. Bases 1 to 3504 code for a protein of 1167 amino acids. Gene Ontology annotation, biological process: endoplasmic reticulum to Golgi vesicle-mediated transport; GPI anchor metabolic process.